Messenger RNA from Phragmites australis (common reed), 1456 nucleotides. RefSeq lists its product as uncharacterized. The transcript is spliced from 8 exons. Gene Ontology annotation, cellular component: endoplasmic reticulum; SNARE complex. The record is from RefSeq and is a predicted model, not a curated record. The coding region runs from base 438 to 1283 and encodes 281 amino acids. NCBI's taxonomy places the organism in Eukaryota, Viridiplantae, Streptophyta, Magnoliopsida, Poales, Poaceae. Gene Ontology annotation, biological process: retrograde vesicle-mediated transport, Golgi to endoplasmic reticulum. Gene Ontology annotation, molecular function: SNAP receptor activity.
GCCUCCGCUCUCCCGUGAAAAAGAAACCGCAAAAUCGGCCACCCUUCCCCACCACGGCCGUCGCGCUCCCUUCCGUGCCCUUCCAAACAUCAGAGGAACCCUCGCCGCCGCCACUCCGCGCACACCCUCCCGUGCCCGUCCCUCGCCACCGCCACUACACGCACACCCUCCCCUGCCUGUUCCUCACCGCCGCCACUCCGCGCGCCCUUCCCCCACGCUCGUCGCGCCGCCGCCCCCAUCCCACCUCGACGCCGCGCGGCUCCGAGCUAGCUGCCGCGGCCGCCCGUCGUCCGCCGCGAUCGAACGUCGAAGCUGCGCCCCUCCUUCGCGGUGGUGAUUUCACCUCGACGCCGCGGCGAUCAAACGCCCCUCCUUCGCGGCGGCAACCUCCCCCUCCUUCGCGGCGGCAACCUCCCCCUCCUGUCUCAGAUAUAAAGAUGGAUGAAAUCACACAAGCUGUUGAGAACCUGAAGAAGGAAUGGAGCCAAGCGGUUACACAGCUUGAGGAGAGCAUUGCUGCAAUUGCAUCCUGCGGGAAAGCAGGUAAAGGUACAGAGGAAGCAAAUUCUCUUCCUAGGUUGAAUGGUUCUGCGCAGGAUGCUCUGCAAUUGCUCAAGUCAUUGCAGUUCCGGCUUGAUCUUCUAGCUCAGCAGCUACCCACAUUUGAGGAGGUGCAGUCCGGCCAGGCAACCCUAGAGUCAUGGGAUGAACUCUACAAGAAGCUGCGUGCUAGCCUAAGGAAUGCUAACUUACAAGCGAAAGAGAACAUUAGAAAAGCUGCUCAAGAAGAGAGGGAGCUUCUUCUGGGAGGUGGAGAAGAGUCUACCAUUCGCAGGCGUAAUCUCCAAACAAAGGCUGGGAUGACAUCUGCUGCUGAAAGUAUCACUGAGAGCCUCCGUCGGUCUCGCCAGUUGAUGGUUCAGGAAGUGGAAAGAAGUGCAAAUACUUUGUCAACUUUUGAUGAAUCAACUAGUGUUCUCCGGAAGGCUGAAGGUGAAUAUCAAGGACACCGCUCUUUGCUGAUGCGUACCCGUGGCUUGCUCUCCACGAUGCAACGUCAAGAUGUUCUUGAUAGGAUCAUCCUGACUAUUGGCUUUCUCAUUUUCUUCUUGGCGGUUCUUUAUGUUGUCUCGAGACGUAUUGGUCUGCUGACGCUGCAAAGGAAACUGGCCGAUGCCAUCAGAUCAGGUUCGUUGUCAGCAGAGGACAUUGUUACAAAAGCCAAUCAUGGACCUGCCGCGGCAAAUGUUCCACCACCUGCUCCCAUUUACGAUGAACUGUGAUUGUCCAUGGUUUAUACAUGUAUAUCCAAAAGCAAUUGUUCAACUUAACCAUUACUGACUGUCAAUUCUGUACACUAAUCUUUGAGAAUUUUGAUUUUUGUGCAUGCUGUCUCAGAUAAUACUUUCACAAAUAAGCUAUUGAAAUUCAUCAGAUAAUCUGCUGUGAUCGUGCA